GGAGGAGUACAGCCCAGGUUUUUGUUCUCUACUGGACAGAGUCACUUGGGCUGAACAGCCAUCCCCUGCAUAGCUACAGCCCUGACCACAGCAUGGGGAGCUUUUGUGGUGCACUAAUAAAAGUGUUUGCUGUUCUUCCUACAAGAUCUGCCUACAUGCAGCCAUCGGGGAAACAUCUCUUCAGAGCAAGAGACUCCAUGUUCCCCUUCCCCCGAGGGAAUGUUCUGCGGUUGGAGCGCAAGUCAUGUCCAUGUUAUAAAACUAGUUUCACAAACCUGUUCCUGUGCCCAAGCCGCUCUCCAAAAAACAUGGCGCGUUACGGAGAAAGCUCUAAGGCCCCCCGGGUUGACAGCUGCGGCCAUCCAGCACAACGUCACUUCCUUCCGGAAGGCCCGUUCGUCGGCGCCCGAUUGGCUGCCUCAGGGCUCGCGCGGGACUGCUAUUGGCCGAGCCAGAAGGGCAGGCAGCGGCCCGCGCGCGUGGCCGGGAGCGGUGAGGCGGGAGGCGCGGAUGGGGACGGCCGGAGAGCGCGGCGGCGCAAGGCCGGAGGCCGGCCCGUUCUUCACCUUGGCCGAAGUGGCGAAGCGCAGCAGCGACCGGGAGGCCUGGCUGGUCAUCCACGACCGCGUCUAUGACGUCACCCGCUUCCUCGACGAGCAUCCAGGUGGAGAUAAGGUUCUGCUUGAACAAGCUGGUAGAGAUGCCACAGAGAGCUUUGAAGAUGUUGGCCACUCCAUGGAUGCUAAAGAAAUGCUCAAACAGUAUCUCAUAGGAGAGGUCCAUCCGGAUGAUCGCAAACCUGAUACCUCCAAGGCUUGGGAUGAGCAUGAUGUCCCAGCUUGCAGCUCACUGAACUUGUCCCGAGAGAGUCAUCCACUUUCAGCUGCCGUGGGUGGCCUUGAUUUCUCCCAAGGGGCCUGAGGUUCCAAGCCCAUUCCAUGAGUCAAGCAUGUGGACUGUCUGGCUGAUCCCUAUUCUGGGAGCCUUGGUUCUGGGCUUGAUGUAUCGCUACUACAUAAUGGAUGGCAAGUCCUCCUGACUUGAGUCUGCAAGAGUUAUCUGCACCCACCUCACUCUAUUGACAGCUGUAGAUGUUUUCUAACUUCUGAUGGCUUCCAGACAUCUCACUUUUAUCCGUCAGUUUAGUGCCUCUGCUACCUGCAAAGCCAAGCAGGGAUCCACCAUCUUUGCUGUAAACUCCAGGAACUGUCAUUCCACUGCAAUAUGCUUUUUCAGGCAUCAGCUACAAGCCAUUUUCAUUUAAAUGGUUCUGAUGUUGUAGAGUGGCAGCCGCUGCUUAUUCCAGCUUGUUUUAUCAAGCACUGUCAGCAGCCAGUGUGUAGCCAGGUUUCCUACGAAAAAUGAUCCCAACGGCAUCUGCCAACGGGACUUGGGAGGAUUUUCUGUAAGCUUCUCCUAUACUUGGAUUUUCAAAUGGUUAAAUUAACUAUAUAAUUUUAACUGUGUUUUGGUUUACAUAGUCCUGUUUUAUUGUAUGCCUGUUCUGUAAUAAAAGUCUCUCUGGACCAGCCAGA
This is a messenger RNA of Ahaetulla prasina, 1535 nucleotides long. Its product is annotated as cytochrome b5 type B. Gene Ontology annotation, cellular component: intracellular membrane-bounded organelle; mitochondrial outer membrane. The coding region runs from base 220 to 921 and encodes 233 amino acids. Gene Ontology annotation, molecular function: heme binding. The transcript has 7 exons. The record is from RefSeq and is a predicted model, not a curated record. Lineage: Eukaryota; Metazoa; Chordata; Lepidosauria; Squamata; Colubridae.